Molecule: messenger RNA, 4071 nt
Organism: Hypomesus transpacificus
Lineage: Eukaryota; Metazoa; Chordata; Actinopteri; Osmeriformes; Osmeridae
Gene: atg9a
Product: ATG9 autophagy related 9 homolog A (S. cerevisiae)
Exons: 20
Coding region: 255-2813 (852 amino acids)
Biological process (GO): protein localization to phagophore assembly site; autophagy of mitochondrion
Cellular component (GO): autophagosome; phagophore assembly site
Source: RefSeq, a predicted model, not a curated record
UGAAAUGUGUUUUCAAAAACGAAACUAUCUCCUUCUUGUCUGACUGUAUGUGUAUCAUCCCUAUGACAAAACGAUAACAAAACUAGACAACCCGGAGAUUUUCUGUGACAAUUACUUGUCAUUAUCCAAAGUGUAGGCUAAACCGCAACAUUUUGGCAAAGAAGCCAAGCCUGAACGUGAGUGGAUGACUCAACCUAGAAUGGAGCCUGUAGUUGAAGACCUGGUUGCCUGGCAGUACUGAAGCUGUUCGUACCAUGGCACACUUUGACACAGAAUAUCAGCGCUUGGAGGCGUCCUACAGCGAUUCUCCACCAGGAGAGGAAAACUUGCUGGUGCAUGUACCUGAGGGAGCCAAGUCCCAAUGGCACCACAUAGAGAACUUGGACCUGUUCUUUCAGAGGGUCUAUAACCUGCACCAGAAGAAUGGCUUCACCUGCAUGCUUCUGGGAGAGAUCUUCGAGCUGGUCCAGCUGCUGUUCGUCGUGGGCUUCACUGUCUUCCUGGCUAACUGUGUGGACUAUGACAUCCUGUUCGCUAACAAGUUCGUCAACCACACAGACUCUUCUAAAGUCACCCUGCCCGACGCCUUUCUACCGGUCGAUGUCUGCAGUGCCCGUAUCCGUGACAACGCUCUGGUGAUGUUUGUGCUGGUGAUCUCCGGCGUGUUCUGGCUGCAUCGCCUCGUCAAGUUCAUCUACAACGUGUGCUGUUACUGGGAGAUCCGAUCCUUCUACACCAACGCUCUCAAGAUGACCAUGGCUGAGCUGCCCUACGUCACCUGGCAGGAGGUGCAGGCCCGCAUCGUGGAGAUCCAGAAGGAACACCAGAUCUGCAUCCACAAGAAGGAGCUGAGUGAACUGGAUAUCUACCACCGCAUCCUCCGCUUCAAAAACUACAUGGUUGCCAUGGUGAACAAGUCCCUCCUCCCUGUGCGUUUCUGCCCUCCCCUGCUGGGGGACUGUGUGUUCUACACCCGCGGCCUCAAGUACAACUUUGAGCUCAUCUUCUUCUGGGGGCCAGGGUCUCUGUUUGAGAAUGAGUGGAGUCUGAAGCCAGAGUACAAGAGAGGGGGGAACCGGCUAGAGCUGGCAGACAGACUGGCCUCCCGCAUACUGUGGAUUGGCAUCACCAACCUGCUGUUGUGCCCAGUCAUACUGGUGUGGCAGAUCCUGUAUGCCUUCUUCAGUUACACAGAGGUGAUCAAGCGUGAGCCCGGCUCCCUGGGGGCCAGGUGCUGGUCCCUGUACGGCCGCUGUUACCUGCGCCACUUCAACGAGCUGGACCACGAGCUCAUGUCAAGGCUCAGUAAGGGCUACAAGCCCUCCUCUAAGUACAUGAACUGCUUCCUGUCUCCACUGCUGACGGUGGUAGCCAAGAACGUGGCGUUCUUCGCCGGUUCCCUCCUGGCGGUCCUCAUCGCCCUCACCAUCUACGACGAGGACGUCCUCGCUGUGGAACACGUGCUGUCGUCCAUCACGCUGCUCGGCGUGUGUAUCACAGUCUGCAGGUCCUUCAUCCCUGACAAGCACCUGGUGUUCUGUCCUGAGCAGCUGCUGAGGGUGAUCCUGGCUCACAUCCACUACAUGCCGGACCACUGGCAGGGCAACGCCCACCGCUACGAGACCCGCGACCAGUUCUCCCAGCUCUUCCAGUACAAGGCGGUCUUCAUCCUGGAGGAGCUGAUCAGCCCCCUGGUUACCCCCUUCAUCCUCAUCUUCUCGCUGAGAAGGAAGUCCCUGGAGAUCAUCGACUUCUUCCGGAACUUCACCGUGGAGGUGGUGGGGGUGGGGGACACCUGCUCCUUCGCCCAGAUGGACAUCAGGCAGCACGGCCACCCAGCGUGGAUGUCAGCGGGCCAGACGGAGGCGUCCAUCUACCAGCAGGCGGAGGACGGGAAGACAGAGCUCUCCCUGAUGCACUUUGCCAUCACCAACCCCCAGUGGCAGCCCCCCCAGGAGACCACCCACUUCAUCAGCCAGCUGAAGGAGAGGGUGCAGAGGGAGGCCACCGCCGCCUCUGACACACACGCCCUCGCCUCGCUGUCCGAGUCCGAGCCGAGGAGUCUGGUGGCCAACCCCUUGGCGGGCCCGCCCACGCUGGGCUCUCUCCAUUUGGGGCGGGACGGGGUGGUCGGCAUGAGCGACGGGGCGUCGGCCUUGCGCUCCCUCUCUCCAAUAAGCAGCAGCAUUCACAUGAGGGGUAGCUUCAGCUCAGCGCACAGGCCGGCCGGACACGCCUCUACGACGAGCCGGCCAAUGACGGGAUCCGGGACGGACGCUCGGACUGUCAGCUCCAGCAGCAGUGCGUGGGAAGGUCAGCUGACCAGUCUGGUCCUAUCAGAGUACGCCUCCACCGAAAUGAGCAUCCACGCCCUCUACAUGCACGAGAUCCACAAGCAGCAGUCGCGGGGCGAGCUGUCCCGUCACACCUGGCACCGAGAGGACAGCGAUGACAGCAGUGACCCUGAUGAGGGGACCGCGGGGGGGGCGAACCCCAGAGCCUUCCCCCGUUCACACACCUUCCCCUCCUCGGCCCCCAGUCCCAGCCGGAUCCCCGGGCCCAGCUCGGCGCCAGGCUCGGCCCACGGCAGCACGGACCCCGUCCUGGAGGGGGCGCUGCUGCAGAGCGGCGGCCAGCGGCACUACGGAGGAACCACGGAGUCUGUGGGCGCGGCGGGCAGGGUGGUGAGGUCGGCCUGGGGGGUGCCCAUGGGAGGGUGGGCAGAGGAGGGGCAGGCUGCCCGGCUUCACGGCCCGGUACCAGAGGAGGGCUCGGAAGACGACAUGCCCCCGCAAAUACACAAGGUGGUCUAACUAACUCCAGUUUGUGAAGAGAAUCCCUACCACACACACACACAGACACACACACAGACACACACUUCCCCCUACUCAGUCAUACUCCCUGCUGAACUUAGAUCCCAGACUCCACAUUGACCAUUGACCACUGACACAGUCACCAACAGCUCUUUGGUGGAGUAGCAUGUUCUGCUACUUAGACACUCCCACAUCCAAUGGACAGUCAGUCUUUAAAAACACAUUUAAAGUCUCCACAUGUAAAUCAAGUUUAGUAAACUAAUUCAAAGUUGAAAUCAAGAAAGAUGUAACUUACACUUACUUUUAAUGUGUUGGAUUUCCCCCUCCUGUUGCUUGUAUUUAUUGCACAUCCAGGUAAAGAGGAUGUUCUCAUGUAAAGGGAUUGACAGAGGAAGCACGGUUAUGUUUGCACUUGUAGAUUAUAACUUUUAUUUAAGGCAUCGAUUUUUGAUGCUGCGGCUCUGCCCGCUUCCAUGCAGCAUGUAAAUAAAUACUUAUAAUCUUAUGGACACCGCAAUCAUAAAUCUUGAUCUUCAUACUGUAAUGGUGGAGCAUUAUAAAUACAAUGCCAUGUAGACUUUGCAGAUAUAUACAUCAGCAAGCACAUGUGACUGUAACAUAGGAGACGUUUCAAGGCUUUGCUUGUGUUGAUCCAAUGUUCCUCUAUCAAUGAAAUUGUGAGUUUUUUUUUUUAGUUUUAGGAGAAAAGACCGUUUGAAUAUAUCGACAUCAACCUCAGUGCCAUGCAACAAUAUGCCAUUAAGCACAAGAUCAUGAACCACUAGCCGUUGAUGAUUUUGAAUAUGAACCGUUUGCAUUGCAGUGGGAGAUCAAACCAUCACUGUCAUCCUCCUAUAAAGCAGUCCCAGUUCAUAAUAAAUAGUCAAGUUCACCUCGGCAUGCUAUCUCUGUCCCACAGGUUUUCUCCAAAUCCUAUGAAGAAAAUGCACUUUAGUUAAUGGUAUGUUGAUUCCAAAGGAUGUCUCAGUUUGUAAUGUUGGCGUGAGUUUCUUAUUAUUUGGAGGUGACAGGAGAAUAGUUCAAGAAAAGAGUAUGUUUCUGUUGUGUUUAUUGCUCAUAAGAAAGAAGCACAGAUUAGACGUGGCAGACUAUGUCCCUAAUUAGACUACUACAGAAAGCAGUACCAAGUUCAAAGUGAGGUGAAUUAAUGCUUGCUGCAGAUGAUUUUCUGUUUUAUACGUCCUUUAAAAUAAUUUUGUACAGUUGUAAAUUCAUCAAUAAAAUGUAUUUAAAUAUG